Molecule: messenger RNA, 1689 nt
Organism: Saccharomyces eubayanus
Lineage: Eukaryota; Fungi; Ascomycota; Saccharomycetes; Saccharomycetales; Saccharomycetaceae
Product: CHA4-like protein
Exons: 1
Coding region: 1-1689 (562 amino acids)
Biological process (GO): DNA-templated transcription
Molecular function (GO): zinc ion binding; DNA binding
Source: RefSeq, a predicted model, not a curated record
AUGGGCGUAACUUGCGUUCCAGUGUAUCUCGACUGUAGAAAGAUAAAGAGAAAUAAAGGCUACGUAAAAGCCUUGGAAAAUUACGCGGUUCAUUUAGAAAACUCCCUAGUGAGAAUGAAGGAAACGAAUAACAACGAUAUUAGGCAGGACAUAUUGGAUUCAGUAUCUUUAGAUAGCUCAUUGCACUCUAUUCCACAGGAAACCCAGGCACCAGUUCCAUCGACUGCAGAUUCAAUAGAAAAUGGUACAACACAGUUUUACAUUGGUCCAAUCAUCCCAGGUAGCAGUGCAUUCCCUAAUGAAUCGCUAGCAAUUACAAGUAACCAACUUCCUCCAGGGGUCAAUGAGGAAGACUCAGGUAUAUCUUCUGAUAAGUAUAGGACCUUAGCCAGAAGUCCUUUUAUUAUCUUGUCUCUUUCUUUGUUUUUUAAGUGGUUGUAUCCAAGUCAUUACUUCUUCGUUUAUAGAGAAGCCCUUCUUUCUGCAUUCUUUCAGGAUAAACACUCAAAAAGUUAUUAUUGUUCAGAAGAAUUGAUAUAUGCAAUUGUUGCUUUAGGUUCCAAAAUAACUAACAAAUCUGAUGAGCUAUAUCGGAAAUCAGUGAAGUACUAUAGCUUUUCAAAACAGAUAGUUUUGAAAAAAGUUUUCCAGACUAGAUAUUAUUCAUCUGGGAAACUAAAAUCCUCUUCAUCAAAAUUGGCCCUUAUCCAGAGUUUGUUGUGCCUCGCAUUCUAUGAUAUGGGAAGAGGUGAAAAUUCUUCCGCUUGGUAUUUUUCUGGAUUGGCUUUUAGAAUUGUUCAUGAAAUCGGCCUACAUCUAGAUCCUGCUGCUUUAAGUGGCGCAUACGAGGGAGACUUGACUCAAAUGGAUAUCGAAGUUCGAGUAAGAAUUUAUUGGGGAUGCUAUUUAGUGGAUCACUUUAUGGCUGAAUUAUAUGGUAAGUCAACCAUUCUAAGGUUGUCAAAUUCUACUGUUCCAGAGACGGAUGAAUUGCCAGAUAUCAAAGAGGGCUUCGAGGAAUACAUGUAUUCUGAUCCGGAUAAACCGCUACUCGUGGCUACUCCGGUAAAAAGGUUAAUUGUUCUAUCAAGAAUUGCAGAGUUGUAUGCCAACGAGAGCAUCAUUCCAUCGAAAAGUAUAUCGGAAAGGAAGAAAGACCUUUCAGACUUCAACAGGGAUAUACAACAGUGGAGACUUAAUCUGCCAAAGGAAUUGGCAUGGACAACCGAAACAUUAACUACAGAAGAAGAUUUUGAUCCUACCAUAUCUUUUGUGUGGUAUCAUUAUUAUAUGGUACUGAUCUCUUACAAUAAACCUUUUGUUUCCGAUUUUAAUGAAAGCAGGCAACUCAUUGAAGACGUCAUAACAGAUUUAUUUUACUUACUAAAGAAUUGGAUAUCCAAAUAUCAUACCUUUGAAAAAUGUAGCAUUCAAAUGGUUACUACUGCCAUAUUAGCCCUCCAAUGUAUAAAUAGUGAGAAAAUUUGCAACAGGUAUUACGGCUACUUUAUUAACUUUCUAAAAUCGCCCACUAUAAACUACGAAUUUUCGCCCGAACUUUUUGAAGAUAAAGCUGCUGAAUCACUUUGUGUACUUAACCUUUCAGAUGAUACUAACCUCCUGUUAAAUGAUAACUCGGAUUUGUCAUUGUUGAGCGAAAUUGAUGCACUGAUAAAUAAACACAUAUAA